Hemibagrus wyckioides is the source of this 479-nucleotide messenger RNA. RefSeq names its product transmembrane protein 273-like. Lineage: Eukaryota; Metazoa; Chordata; Actinopteri; Siluriformes; Bagridae. The record is from RefSeq and is a predicted model, not a curated record. The transcript is spliced from 5 exons. Bases 84 to 359 code for a protein of 91 amino acids.
UACUAUAGUGCAUGAACAGGAAGUGGCUUCAUUUCUGAAGAAAGCACGCAUAAAAAAGUCCUUUUUCUUAAACGUUUUCAAAUAUGCUUGACCCUCAAAGACAUUCCUUUGUCAUUACAUUUCUUUUUGUUGUUGACACACUCUUCAUACACGUAAAAGGAGAUGACCUGUCCCCUGUACAGGAACCAGCUUCAGAAAUGAAAUAUGCAGGAAUAGGAAUAGGGGUCGGUUUAUUUCUUUCAGUCUGCUUCAUCGCAAUAAAGUUGUACAUGAUCAAAAGGCACAUGCUGGACAAUGAACAGUCAGAGGAUUCAAUGAGAGCAAAUAUACGAAGUUUUGAGGUUGAAAGCAGGACCUGACCACAGAAGGGAAAGUUCCAUCUCUGAACAGAAUUUCAUGCUAUUAUGUCAUGUUUUUAAUGUCUGCAAUGUUUAUUAACAAAUAAAAGAUGUUAAUAAAUAUUCAACAGAUAAUAAUCU